Molecule: messenger RNA, 3585 nt
Organism: Klebsormidium nitens
Lineage: Eukaryota; Viridiplantae; Streptophyta; Klebsormidiophyceae; Klebsormidiales; Klebsormidiaceae
Source: the annotation of a GenBank genome assembly
GCAACAUGAGGACUCAGACUCAGACUCAGAGGAGCUUUUGGAAAAGAAGGGCGCUGCAAGUUGUUUGCACACCAGGAUGCAGCACUUGGCUCUGAAAAACUUCCUUGCAUCAAGCUCUAGACCUUACAGCAUGUUCUUCUUUCUCCGGUCAAAGAUGGAGAAUUAGGAAGCGAUGGAACCACUGGAGCUGCGCACGGCAGUCAAGUGACAUACAGAGCCUGCCAGGGGCGUUUUGUCGCGGCUCCUGGGAGGGCUUACGUGCAGAUUAGGUGGUAGGCCUCUGUUUAAAGCGAAGCUCGCUCCUGCAAAGGCCAGAGUUGGGAGGUAACGGUUGCGGUCAGUAGUAAUCAGCGGCAACACCCGAUGGAUGAUUUUGAGAAGGCUAUCUUGUUUAGUUUUGAUCAGAGUGGGGCAGUGGACGCCCAGCUCAAGGAGCGCGCUAUCGCUUACUGCAAUCAGGCAAAGCUGCAACCGCAGCCCUGGCGCCUGUGCUUACAGCGGUUGAUUAGUUCUCAGUAUGCUGAGGUCCAGUUCUGGUGCUUACAGACCCUAGAGGAGAUCAUUCGCGGUCAGUAUCUGAGUCUAGAUAGCUCUGAAAAACUCUUCAUCCGGUCCGGAGUGCUCUCAGCCAUAAUCGAAGUUGGGGAGAUCGAUGCGCGGCCCGUCUUUGUGAAGAACAAGCUAGCGCAGAUCCUGGUGCUUCUCGUGUACAUCGAGUAUCCCAAUGGGUGGCCCUCCGUCUUCGUUGACCUACUGCAGGCCCUCAGUCGAGGAGUCUCGGUGGUCGACAUGUUCAUUAGGGUUCUCAUCGACCUCGACGCAGAGGUCGUUAGCUUAGACUUCCCGCGGUCACCAGACGAAAUUGCGGUUUCAAACCGGAUCAAAGAUGCGCUGCGGGGUCAAUGCAUAGGGCAGAUCCUGGAGGCGUGCUAUAGCCUAGUGGUGGCAUACAAAAGCGUAAAUCCUACUUUGGCAGCGGCGACUUUGGAGGCAGUGCAAAAGUAUGUGGCGUGGGUUGACAUCGGGCUCGUGGCAAAUGAGCGCUUUGUGCCACUCUUAUUCGGGUUUCUGGCGUCGGCGGCCGAGCCAUUCAAAUUGCGGGGGGCUGCGUCUGACUGCCUCCUCGCAAUUGUGUCGAAGAAGAUGGAUGGAGUGGCCAAGCUGGCGCUGCUAAGGAGGUUGCAGAUUGUGGAGGUCUGCAAGGGGUUGACCGACGUGAAGGACGCGGAGUUUGCGCUGAAGCUGACGGAGCUGCUCACAGGACUUGCAGAGGAACUGCUGGAGUGCCACCGGAAAAUUGAAGUAAGCACCAGUACGGAUGCUGCGGAGAAGGCCGGCGCGCUGGCGGCAGUGACGGAGAUGAUGGACGAUGUGCUUCCGGCAGUGUUCUACUUCUUGGAACACGGGGAUGAGGACAUCUCCUCGACGACAUUCCAGUUCUUGCAAGCGUACGUGGGCCGCAUCAAGCGGGGCAGCCAGCUGAGCAAGAAGCAGGGGGAGCAUCUGAGCCAGCUGCUAGGGGUGCUGCGCAGCAGGAUGCGCUAUGAGGAUGGGGCCAUGGGCACCCUCGAACAGUUGGACGCUAAAGCCGCCGAGGAGGAGGACCGAAUGGCCGAGUACCGGCGGGAUCUGUUCAUCGUACUGCGGAGCAUCUCCAAAAUUGCGCCCGAAGUCACGCGCGGGUUCGUGCAGUCGAACUUGCUGACGGUGCUGGGGAACAAGGAUGCAUCCGCAGAGGACGUAGAGGGCGCAGUCCAGCUUUUGUACCAGUUGGGCGAGCAGAUCAACGAAGAGACACUCAAGUCGGGCCCCGGGGGCCUCGGCGAUAUGCUCGAAGCGCUCCUGUCCUCCAAAGUCCCACACCAUGCGCACCGGGUCAUUGCGCAGCUGUACCUCGAAACCGUCGUCCGAUACGUCCGCUUCGUAGAGCAACGUCCGCAGUACAUCCCUCCAGUCUUGUCGGUGUUUCUGGACGCUAGGGGCGUUCACCACCCAGACGCAGGGGUCCGAAGUCGCGCGAGCUACCUCUUCAUGAGGCUAGUAAAAGUGCUGCGCCUGCAGCUCCAACCUUUUGUAGAUACAAUCCUUCAGAGUUUAGAAGACCUUUUAGAGGCCAUCACCACCAGCGAGUCGGUGCCCAGCAAAGGCGACGGCACAGACGAGCGCCUGUACAUCUUCGAGGCCAUCGGCCUUCUCGUCGGCGUAGACGAGGUCCCCUCUGCGAAGCAGCAGGAGUAUCUCACUGCGCUCCUGGGCCCGCUGUUCCAGCAACUAGAGUCGGUGCUCGCGAGCAUCCCGGCGGGCGAUCUAGAAGGCCCCGCGACGGCCGUCAACACUCUGCAGCAAGUUAUUCUUGCCAUAGCGUACCUGAGCAAGGGGUUCGGGGAGCAUUUGGCGGCGAAUAAGCGGCCGGAGAUCGGGGCCAACUUUAAGCAGGCACUGGAAAAAGCUCUAAAGGCUCUGCAAAGACUGCCAAAGAACAAGAGUUUACGUAGCAGGGUAAUCUCUUUCGUGCAUCGCAUGGUCGAGUGUUUAGGGACCAACAUUUUCCCGCUGCUCCCAGCCGCCAUCCAGCAGCUUUUAGUUGAUUGCGAGGCCAAAGACAUGAUGGAGUUCAUCCAGCUGGCAAAUCAGCUGAUGGCCAAGUUCAAGGCCGCCGUGAGCCCGCUGCUGGUGGAGCUCCUGCCGGCGAUCGUGGCGCGUGUUUUCGCUCUAGUUCCCGAUGGGGGGCUUCCGGAGGGACCGGGGACCAACACCGAGGACAUUCGGGAGCAGCGGGACCUGUACCGGUUAUACUUGACCUUCAUCCAAACCAUCACGGCCAACGCCCUGACGUCGGCCUUCCUCACCCCUCAAAACAGUCAGUGCCUGACGAAAGUCAUGACCACGUUAGUCGAGGGCGCCCGAGCCCACGCGGACAUGACCGUCAGAAAGAUCUGCUUACAGUGCCUCGUCAAGUUCGCCCAAGAGUGGUGCGGGAGUGGCGCCGAGCCGGAAAAGGUCCCCGGCUUCCGCCGCUUCGUCAUCGAACAGGUCGGCCCCGAGUGCUGCAUCUACAGCAUGAUGCGGCCCGCCUUCAACCUCCGGGACGCCAGUUCCGUCGUUCUCUUUGGGGAAAUUGUGUCAGCGCAGAAAGCGCUAUACGAGAAGUGUGGCGACGACUUUUUGGUGCACCUCGCGACGGUCGCGCUGCCUGCGGUGCAUUGCCCGUCCAACGUCGCGGAACAGUACUGCCUGCACUUGCAGCGGUCGGACGUGAAGCAGAUCAAAGCCUUUUUGAAACCAGUCAUCGAGCAGCUUAGACCGCUGCAAAACGGCAGCCUCGGGUACGGAUAGCAGAUGUAGGUCGGGCGUAGCAGCGGAUAGGCGUAGGACAGGUUGUCGAAUCUAGGUAUCAGUCGAAGAGGGAUAGACAUCAGUUGCAUAGGCGAAUCAAUUGUCUGAUCCAAUUUGUCUAGAUUAUCUGAAUGAAAUGAAUCGUUGAUCGUUCCUGUAGAUCAGACAAUCGAAUGCACUAGCUCAACAUGUGGUGCAGGUUCAAACAGGGAGUGAGCUUCUUUCCUUGCAAAUGGGAGUGAAUUCUGC